This is a messenger RNA of Aquila chrysaetos chrysaetos, 2825 nucleotides long. RefSeq names its product keratin, type II cytoskeletal cochleal-like. Gene Ontology annotation, biological process: keratinization; intermediate filament organization. NCBI's taxonomy places the organism in Eukaryota, Metazoa, Chordata, Aves, Accipitriformes, Accipitridae. Gene Ontology annotation, cellular component: keratin filament. The coding region runs from base 224 to 1720 and encodes 498 amino acids. The record is from RefSeq and is a predicted model, not a curated record. Gene Ontology annotation, molecular function: structural constituent of skin epidermis. The transcript has 9 exons.
GCCUGCUCAAAUUCAGCAGGUUGACGGAGGGUGGGAAGGCAGCCAGGCACACCCAGAUCUCCGAGGCAGUAAAAUGAUCCCUCUUGCCCUUGGGCCAAGCCCAGCUUUUCUAACGGAUAAAAGGAGAAGCAGUCAGGAGAACUCACUCACUUCCCUGGUCUGCAGCACAGCUUCCCUGAGCUUUUGAAGGGUGAGGGAUACUGAAAACACCCUUGGAGCAGCCAUGUCCAAGCCUUUGAACUUCAGCUCUCGCUCUGCAGCUGUCCCAGGGGUCAGCCAAGUGCGGGUCAGCACUGUCUCCUUAAGCCGUGGAGGAGGAGGAGGUGUCAGCUUAAACAGGCCAGGUGGCUUUGGCAGCUCCAGCCUCUGCAACCUUGGCCUUGCCAGGAAGUACUUCCUCUACGCUGGCAAGCCCCUCAACUUUCACCCUGGAUACGGCUACGGAGGCAUGGGAUAUGGUGGAGUGCUCAGCCCUGGGGGCGUUCAGGAGGUCGUCAUCAACCAGAGCCUCCUGAGGCCCCUGAACCUGGAGAUUGACCCCAAUAUCCAGCGGGUGCGCAAGGAGGAGAAGGAGCAAAUCAAGAUACUCAACAACAGAUUCGCCUCCUUCAUUGACAAGGUCCGGUUCCUGGAGCAGCAAAACAAAAUACUGGAGACCAAAUGGAGCCUCCUCCAGGACCAGAAGACCACCCGGAGUAACAUUGCUCCUGUGUUUGAGACACACAUCAACAACCUGCAACAUCAGCUGGAUGGGUUGUUGAAUGACAAAGCACGUUUGGAGGGCGAACUGAAGAACAUGCAGGAUCUUGUUGAGGAUUUCAAGACCAAAUAUGAAGAUGAAAUCAACAAGCACGCUGCAGUGGAAAAUGAGUUUGUGGUGCUCAAGAAGGAUGUGGAUGCCGCAUACAUGAACAAAGUGGAGCUGGAGGUCAGGGUGGAUGUGCUGACAGAGGAGAUUAACUUCCUGAGGUCUCUCUAUGAAGCGGAACUUAAGGAGCUGCAGGCCCAGAUCUCUGACACCUCUGUGGUGCUGUCUAUGGAUAACAAUCGAAACCUGGACCUGGACGGCAUCAUUGCAGAGGUCAAAGCCCAAUAUGAGGAGAUUGCCAACAGGAGCCGGGCAGAGGCUGAGUCCUGGUACCAAAGCAAGUAUGAGGCACUGCAGGUCACUGCUGGGAAACACGGAGAUGAUCUGCGCAACAUGAAGAAUGAGAUCACAGAGAUAAACCGCAUGAUCCAGAGGCUGCAGGGUGAAAUCGAAAAGGCAAAGGCCCAGCGUGCCAAGCUGGAGACAGCCAUUGCUGAAGCUGAGGAACGUGGUGAGUUGGCUGUCAAAGAUGCCAAGGCAAAGCUGGAGGAGUUGGAGGCAGCUCUGCAGAAAGCGAAGCAGGACAUGGCCCGGCAGCUCCGCGAGUACCAGGAGCUCAUGAGCAUCAAGCUGGCCCUGGACAUCGAGAUCGCGACCUACAGGAAGCUGCUGGAGGGAGAGGAGAGCAGGUUGGCUGGUGAUGGAGUUGGCAACGUCAACAUCUCCUUGGUCAGCUCCAGCAGUGGAGGUGGCUAUGCCAGUUCCAGUGGAUUUCUGGGAGGAGGAAGUGGAGGACGCCUUAGCCUGGGAGCAGGCAUGGGCAGCGGGGUGCUCAGCCUCUCCCCUGGGGGUGACUCCAAAUCCUACACCAUGACCACAACCUCGUCCAGCAGGAGAAGCAUCAGGAAGUAACUACAGGAAUGGAGAUCAACGGUAUCCAUUACAUGGGAGGAGGGAAACCAUAGAAAGAAAAGUCUUGUUGCCUUCCUUUUAUAGGACAAAUUGGCUGCAAAAUUUCUGCAGUAAUGAAUGAAUUGGAAUAAGACAUACCAGAGUACCUGACCCUGCCACAUAAUGCCUAAGGCUUGAUCCUGCACUGUUGAACUUAGUGGGAACCAUUCCACUGAGAGCAGGUUCAAGCCUGUAGGGUGAAAUUUAUCCAGUGAAGCUGGCGGGAUAAUGCUUUUGUUACUUGUGUGCUUGGUACCCCCUGCUCAGGGCUGGAUUUCACCCUUUGAAGGGCAAAGCAAUCAUUUGAGUGGCAAGUUAUUCCACAUUUCUGCUGUGGUUUUGCAAAAGAGACCAGAAGAUUAUCUCCUUCUUAAUAUGAUUUGGAAGAUUUUAUUCCCUUAGGCUCCUCAGAAAAUGCCAACCCUUGUUAAGAUUUCAGCCUGGGUUUGUUUUCUUAAAGUAUACCAAGAAGAAAACAGUGAAACUGGUUUGGGUUUCUCCUUAUUUUCUUUGGAAAUGGGCUCAGAAAUUGAAUUCAGCAAUUCUCCUCUGAAUGAGCUGAUUUCUUACCGAAGGCAAUGCAGGCAUAUUCAGGUUCUUUAUAGCGAAGUAACUCGUAAACAAGCUCCCCCACCCAUUCCCUCUCCUUAAUAGAAGCCCAAAGCUUAAGGGAUAUGAAGUUGCUUAAAAUUACAAGUAGCAAACUAAAAUGGGAGAUAACAUUCCCCAUCCUUGGGUGUCUCUGUUUACCAUCCUAUAUUUCAAAGUGUAUCUAGUGAUAUCUGGUGUCUUUACUACAGGUAGGGAAAAAGCGUGUUUUGCUGAUGCAUCGUUACAAUAACUACUUGUUCCUGCCAAAAUGUGUCUUCAACUUAAACAUGCCAGGGAAAAUGGUUAGGUCAUUACUGCAAUAGGAAGAAUUGUUAGAUAAAUAACUCAAAGAAACUGCACAGAAUUGUUGUAUUGUGUGCUCAGCCAUGUCCUAGCAGUGUAUCUUUCAUUGACGUUUUAUGCCUUUGUGGUCUGAGACCUUGUCAUGAGGCCAUUAAUAAAGUUUCUCUAUUGC